AUGGCGCCCAAUUCCAAGGCAACGAUCAAGAAGGGAAAGAGGGCGAAAAAAGACCCUAACGCUCCCAAGCGCGCUUUGUCGUCUUACAUGUUCUUUGCGAAGGAGAAACGCGCCGAAAUCAUCUCGAAAAACCCCGCGAUGGCCAAGGACGUUGCCGCAGUUGGAAAGCUCAUCGGAUCUGCAUGGAACGCGCUCGGCGAGGCCGACAAGGCGCCUUACGAGAAGCUGGCUGCAGAAGACCGCGCCAGAUACGACAGGGAGAAGACUGAGUACGCCAAGAAGAAUUGA
Babesia ovata is the source of this 288-nucleotide messenger RNA. Its product is annotated as high mobility group protein. The transcript has a single exon. The coding region runs from base 1 to 288 and encodes 95 amino acids. The record is from RefSeq and is a predicted model, not a curated record. Lineage: Eukaryota; Apicomplexa; Aconoidasida; Piroplasmida; Babesiidae.